AGUCGCGGUAAAUGUUUUAUCUUGUUUAGUGUGUAAUCGUUAUUAAUAGAAUGGUGAAAAAUAUUAAAAAAAGCCAUUCGCCUCAUGCGGUCCCCGGGGUAUUAGUGACAGAAAUUGAGCAAUCAUAUACGUCCAGAGAACCGUCGCGCGAUCUCCAUUCGCGCUCGGUUUCAAUAUCACGAUUAAAAUUAAAUGAUCCUCUACGAAAAGAAAUGAUGCUCAUUCGCGAAAAAUCGCCAUUCGAAAUAGGUCAAAACCGCAAUGUUCAACUUGCAUCAUCCAAGGCUAUUAUUGACAAAGCUUUAAUAAUGGAUGUUUCUGGAGGGGUGUCUAUGGUCGAUGAAUAUGUAUCGCUUUUUUUUUCUUCAGGAUGCGUGAUCGAUGAGGCAGCAUGCAAAGAUAUAUCUGUUGAUCAGAAUAUCGAAAUCGUUGUUUUGGAUCAAGAAGACAUUGAAACUGACGUAAAAUCUACUAGAACAAACAUUAUGGAAGAUUUGAAUACGAUCAUACAGUCUAAUAAUGAAUUAGAUAUGUCAACUAAAGACCAGCCGGAAGCUGAAAUCAGCAACAACGCUGUAAAAAUGACUGAAGAAGUUGACAUUCACGAAUGUUUAUCUUCUAAUGUUGACAUAAAUUUUAACAUCACUGGAGAACAAGAACAAGAAAGUAGUUUUUCUGAAGUAAUUGUGUUAGAAAAAGUAGAAGCGGAAGCAGUUGAUCAUAUUGAAAAAAACAAUGAUUGUAUGCAAUCAAACAAUAUAGAUGAUACCAAUGAAGACAUAGGAUACGGAAUAAAAAAUAGUGAAGGAAUAUAUUCAACAGAAGAAGAUUUCAGUACUGAAUCGUCAUCUGAUGAAUCAAGCGAACAAUUGGUUGAUCCAUCUCUUUGGAAGGCGUAUGAUUCUGAUGACGAAGAUGCAACAGCAUGGUUUUACAAAAAACCUGAUGAAGUCAUGCAAGCUUUAAGUGAAAAAGAAAAAGAUGAGCAAUUUAGAAAAGAUCGAUUAGCGAAACGGUGUCCUGUUUUUUUAACAAACUUGACUGAUCGUUCUGCACCAAUAGGUUCCGAAGUAAAAUUACAGAGUUCAAUUUCAGGUGUAGAAACUGCUGUGAGGUGGCUCAAAGAUGAUCAGCCUGUUGAAAGAUCAUCCAAAUUGCAAACAUUAGCGUUUGAUGGUUUGUAUUCUUUAAUAUUAAAGGAUGUACAAAAGUCCGAUUCUGGAGUUUAUACAAUCAUCGCAAAAAAUCGAGGUGGUGAAGUGUGUUCCUCAGCAAAGGUGCAUAUAUUUGAUAUUAUUAAACAAGAUGUUGACGUUCCAACCAUAAUAAAAAUUAGAGAUUAUUAUCAUCAUGCAUUAAAUGAUUUGAUAAUAGAGUGUCAAAUCUUGUUUAGUCCUGAAUGGAAAAUACCAGAUGUAAUGUGGUUGAAAGAAGAGAACCCUGUUAUUUUAAAUAAAAGAAUACGAGCAUCUUAUGAAGGAAACGAAAUAUUUCAAUUAAAUAUAUACAAUCCAACACCCGAUGACAGCGGCGUUUACACAUGCAUUGUGAAAAAUAUUGCUGGUGAACGCAGAAUUAUGCAUGAAGUAGAGUUUACUGGCAAAGCGCAUUAUUUGCACCUACCUGGAAUGCACCAUGCAGAUAGAAAACACUUCACGGAAGACGAAUCGCAAGAAAAAGACAAAAAAAAUAAAUUACCUGAUCAAGCGUCGAACCGCAUACGAGCACAACAAGCAACCGAGCCAUACAAACAGGAAUCAUAUAUAAUUCGUGAUUCGAAGAACAAACUUACUUGGGCUGGCCAGUUGAACAAUAUCACAAUUGAAAAAGGACGAACUGUCAAGAUGAUUUGUUCUGUUAAUGGUGAGCGACCCAUUUUGAAGUGGCAAAAAAAUUACAAACCAAUAGACUAUGGAGAAAGAAUAAAACUAUUAAACGAUGGUGUUGUAGCGCAAAUCUUGAUCAAAGAUGUAGGUGUGGCGGAUGCAGGAGAAUACAUUUGUACUGCCAAAAAUAAUUUUAAUGAAAUAACUACAACUUGUAUCCUCAAAGUCAUUGAGCUUGCUACAACUGAAACGUCUCCUCCUACUUUCACAAAGGCCAUUAAAGGACUUAUCAUUCGUUGGGAUUUAAACCUACUUGUCAAAAAGGGGAAGCAGACUUGGUAUUCUCCUCCGGGAGACCGAAGAGCAAGGUGUAUUUUACAUUUGCACUACGCGGGAAUCAAAGGACUCCGCCGCGCGCGCGAUUCAUCUACACUACACCUGACAAGCAACUGCCUACUCAUAUGCAUCUUGCACGGGAAAAACGAAUCGUUUACACUUCAGCAAAAGAGAAAGCCGAAGUUUUACACCUAAAACCGAAGUUUUGCUCCGCAAAGCCGAACGAUGGCACGCGGCGUCCGUCAUAUAAUUGCCAUGGCUAGUGUGACUGAUUUUCAAAGCCAAGGUAAUUUUUCCCACCAUUCAAAUGAAUAUUUCAAGGCAGUAAUGCCUGACGAGACGAGCCGGCAGUAGCAAAAUGACUCCGGAGAUU
This is a messenger RNA of Wyeomyia smithii (pitcher-plant mosquito), 2535 nucleotides long. RefSeq names its product kettin homolog. The transcript is spliced from 3 exons. NCBI's taxonomy places the organism in Eukaryota, Metazoa, Arthropoda, Insecta, Diptera, Culicidae. Bases 51 to 2357 code for a protein of 768 amino acids. The record is from RefSeq and is a predicted model, not a curated record.